GAUAGCAGUCUAUCUGAUCCUGAGUUCCCUUUACCACGGGGGAAGAAAGUGUUCAGCAACUUGCCCGAUGUACUUCAUGACUUCAUUUCAGCCAAGUGUGGGGACCAGACAGGAUUUGUUGGUGACCGGCAGACCAGUACUGGAGCCCUCUGAUUCCAUCUCGGUGUGUUUGAUUUAGCAAUGGAGUCUUUCUCUGCUGACACCAAUUCAACUGACCCACACGCACCGCCUCCAUUUAAUGCCCAACAAAUCCUCUCCAUGGUCAUUCUCUGCCUCACUUGUCUCCUGGGGCUGCCAGGCAACGGGCUGGUGCUUUGGGUGGCUGGCCUAAAGAUGAAGCGAACCGUCAACACGGUUUGGUUUCUCCAUCUCACGCUGGCCGAUUUCAUCUGCUGCCUUUCCCUGCCCUUCUCCCUGGCUAACCUGAUUCUCCGAGGCUACUGGCCCUAUGGCUUGUUCCUAUGCAAACUUAUCCCAUCCAUCAUCAUCCUCAACAUGUUUGCCAGUGUCUUCCUGCUUACGGCUAUUAGCCUGGACCGCUGUCUGAUGGUACACAAGCCAAUCUGGUGCCAGAAUCAUCGGAAUGUGAGAACAGCCUUCACCGUCUGUGGAUGUGUUUGGGCUGUGGCCUUUGUGAUGUGUGUACCAGUAUUUAUAUACCGUGAUCUACUCACUACAGACAAUCACAGUAUGUGUAUCUAUAAUUUUGAUUCCCACAAGAAUUUUGAUUAUUGGGACUACAUGUAUAAUAUAGAUCUACCAGAAAGCAAUACCACUGACAACGCCACUGCUCAGCUAAUAGGACAAAUGGAUGACAGAUCAGAGCCUUCCUCUUUCCAAAAAAGUGAUGACCGUCAGACAGCUGUCACGGCCCUCCAGUUGCAAAUAUUCCAAAACUCUUCUGAAGAUCCAUUCCCUCUAGAUUCAGCAAGACUGUCUAGUGAACAAGGUCACAACAGUGUAAAACAGCCCCGUGUGCUCACACCCGCCAUCCCCAGUGGGCUUCCUGUGGAAGAUCACAGAACCAACACACACGCUGAUGCUUUUCUCUCUGCUCAUACAGGGCUUUCCACUACUGCUUCUAGCAGUGACGUACACCACCCUGACCAGUCACAUGAUUUCCAGGAUGAUUAUUCUACUCAGUUCAGACACAGCAAUCACAAGCCAACACCUCUGGUGGCAAUGAACAUCACAAGGCUGGCGGUGGGCUUUCUGGUGCCCCUUUUCAUCAUGGUGACUUGUUACAGCCUCGUUGUCUUCCGAAUGCAAAAAUCCAACUUCAAGUCUCGGAGCAAAACCUUGCGGGUGGCCCUCGUGGUGGUGACUGUCUUUUUUGUCUGCUGGACUCCAUACCAUAUUGUUGGAGUCCUAUUGCUGAUUGCUGACCCAGAAACUCAUUUGAUGGAAGCCGCAUUAUCCUGGGACCACAUUUCCAUCGCUUUAGCAUAUGCCAAUAGUUGCUUCAACCCUUUCCUUUAUGCCCUUUUGGGGAAGGACUUCAGGAAGAAAGCAAAACAGUCCAUAAAGGGUGUUCUGGAGGCGGCCUUUAGUGAGGAGCUCACGCACUCCACCAGCUGUACCCAGGACAAAGCCUCGUCAAGAAGAAACAAUUUGAGUACAGAUGUGUGAUGUGGAGUGGGGGACUUAAGCAGAUGUUCCCAGGUGAAUACUGAUAAAGGAUGGCAUGGUGAGCAAGACACUUACAGUUUGGUGGCUCUCAGAGGGCUCUGAUUAUUGACAUCAGUAUCAUUUGGAAACAUUAAAGAUGCAAAUUUUCAAGCCCCAUCCCAGACUUGUUGACUCAGAACCACUGGCCCAUGGGGACCAGUGUUUUAACAGGCCCUCUUGCUUCUGAUUAAUGUUAAGUUUUACAAUCAUUUGGCUUGGUCUGCUCCUAUCCCUAAGUUGUGUGAGACAAAUAACUUAAUCAUCCGUUUUCAGUAUUAAUCUCUUUUUUUUAGCUGCUUUUAUUGUCCUGAGUGAAAGAUACUCCCUUAUUGUAUAGCUUUAUAGUGCUGAUGUUGGUGGUGGUUUUCGUGGGGGGAAAAUAAGAUACAAAAAAGAAAAAGCCUACAAAAGCAAAGAGUGAUGAGUUAGAGACUGGGACAGCAGAGAAAAGCACACGUGUCUGCGACUUGGAGCAUCCUCGGAUAAUUCCAGGUGCCUAUGAGUACCCUAAAGGAGCACAGGUAUGCGUGAACACUUUCCUGUCGUGCAGUGUUUUGGAAGCUGUGGUUUGGAGUGCUCUCUUCCCUGUGCAUCCCACUUGUUCAUAGAACCAUCUAUCUAUCUCUCUUUUCGUUUCUUUUCUUGUUUUGUUUUUCAAGACAGGGUUUCUCUGUGUGGCCCUGGCUGUCCUGGAACUAUGUAGACCAGGCUGGCCUCGAAUUCAGAGACCCCCCUGCUUCUGCUUCCCUGAGUGCCGAGAUUAAAGGCCAUGUCCCAUUGCUUAAGUUCUUGAAGUCCCUUUUUCUUUUCCACACUGGGUCUUGCUAUCUCCUGCUGGGGAUGGGGGUACACAGCACCCUGCCUGGCCCCCUUCUUAGUCUUCCACAUUAGACUUCGUGCCUCACGUAGAAUAAAACAGAUGCUUUUCUCCUCCUUCCAAACCGAGUCUUAACGGAAGGAGGAAUGCACGAAAGGUGGAACUGGCAUUCUUCAACUCACUCCCAGGUCCCUGCACUCUGACGGCAGCACUUCAGAAAGGUUUGAAACACGACUCUAGGUACCUCGCAUGCCAAAAGUGCCAGGCACACUCUCUGUGGAAUUUUUUUUCAACUCAGUAUUUCCCUGGACCAUGGUAUUAUAAAUAUAUGCUCCCAAUUUUAAAGGAACUGUUGAAUGAUGGAAUGCAGGAGGCCUCUUUCUCCAAUGCCCAGUAAUUCCUGCCUCUCCCUCUUAUCUCAAGAGAGCAUCUUGUCGAGAAUUGUAGCUAUUUAUCCUGACAUUUACCGUGAUGUGCCCAAGUCAUGCGCUUACACUGCAGAUUUUUGUAGAUAGGAUAAAAAUGGUUUCCAUAUUUUCAUCCAACAUCCCAGUGUUGAUUAGUGAGUAUUAUACUUUAGUUUGUUCGUGACCAUCCAUUUUUCUUUUACUUUUUAUUGUUAGGUUUUGUUGCCUUUUGAGCCAAGGUCCCUCUGUGAAGCCCAGGCUAGCCCCAGACUCACAGGUCUCUUGUUACACCCCCCCCCAGCUGACUACACAAUUUUCUUUUCAAUACAUUUCAAUAGCACCGCUUUUCCUGUCCUUUCCGUUUUUAUAUUAACACACAUUAACCUUCCACAGACGAGUCAUGUGACUGAGCCAUAUGUGCACACAGCACUCACGCUUCCAGCCCAGCUUCAUCGUUAUUCCACUUUCUAGUUGAUUUGGUUUUCUUAGACAAGGUCUCAAGAAUCCCAGAUGGUCUCAAAAUUGCUUUGCAACCAAAGAGAAUUUUGAGCUUCCAAUCUUCCUGCCUCUACCUUCACCUCCACAUGCAGGAUUAAAGACCACUAUAUCGUCUUAUAUGGCGCUGGGAAUCAAAACCAGCGUUUCAUGCAUCCUACCGAGGUGUUCCCCCAGCCAGCUCAGGCUGACAUUUUUGGCUCUCCUGUAUGAGACUAUGUGGUACUUCUGUGUUCACUUCAUCAUCUUCCCAUAAUGUCCUCCAGUUCCAUCCUUUGUGCUAAAAAUAACAGGAUUUCUCUUAUCUUUAUGGUAGAAUAACACACUGUGUGUAUUUAACACAUUGUACCAUCCACUCAACUGGUAACAGACACCAGGUUCUACAUCUUACCUAUUAUACAUAGCACUACACUAAACCUUUAAAUUAACUUUAAAAAAUUAGCCACUCCCACCAUCUUCUAUUCUUUUUUUUUUUUUAAUGUGCAUUGGUGUUUUGCCUACAUGAGGGUGUUAGGUACCCUGGAACUGGAGUUACAGUUGUAAGCUGCUGUGUAGGGACUGGGAAUGAGCCUGGGUCUUCUGGAAGAGCAGCCAGUGCUCUUAACUGCUGAGCCAUCUCUCCAGCCCCUGGUAUUUCUAUUCUUAUGUGUAUAUUUCACAUGUUAAAUCACUGAACCUCAAGCUUGUUUGCACAAAUUGGCUGAGCUAUCCAGAUGCGUUCACCUAGAGGCAGGAAACUAAACCUAUGUUAGUCUUGUAAAAACGUUUGUUUGGUUGUUGAGGGAAGAGUCUUAGGCUACAACUGUUUUAUAAACUACUGCACAGAAACAUUUCAAAUUACUAAAAAUCUUUCAUUGUUGCGAGGUAAUUUAGGGCAGAAAAUAGCACUUUUACCUUUCCAAUGUAAGCUUAUAUACCCCAUAUGAAUAAACACUUUUAUCCGCAA
Molecule: messenger RNA, 4333 nt
Organism: Arvicola amphibius (Eurasian water vole)
Lineage: Eukaryota; Metazoa; Chordata; Mammalia; Rodentia; Cricetidae
Gene: C3ar1
Product: complement C3a receptor 1
Exons: 2
Coding region: 181-1629 (482 amino acids)
Biological process (GO): inflammatory response; positive regulation of cytosolic calcium ion concentration; complement receptor mediated signaling pathway
Cellular component (GO): plasma membrane
Molecular function (GO): G protein-coupled receptor activity; complement component C5a receptor activity; complement component C3a receptor activity
Source: RefSeq, a predicted model, not a curated record